AUGCCAAACGACUUCGAUACUAAUACUCUUGUUGAUCAAGUUAAAUCUCGAGCUCGUUCACAGCGCUACAAUACAUGUAUUGCUUUUAAACAACAACGUCGAGAGAAACAUCCAGACUCUCGACAUUGGCGUAAAUGGGGAUAUUCGAAUAAUGGUCUUGCGCGCAGAUGUGCAAGUUGUGGAUGUUGUCCGAAAAAGUAUGCCAAUCGACGAAAACAUGGCAAUCAUACUUGUAAUGGAUAUAUGGGAGAUAACUGUCCAUCAACUCACGGACUUAGAAUGAAGAAAAGAGCACAAGGCGUUUUGGAAGAAAAGCAACAUAUACCACCACAACCUCAACCAUCACUUCCACCACUACCAACAGGAUCACCACCAGCACAACAAGAUACAACAUGA
Messenger RNA from Adineta steineri, 396 nucleotides. The record is from the annotation of a GenBank genome assembly. Lineage: Eukaryota; Metazoa; Rotifera; Eurotatoria; Adinetida; Adinetidae.